This is a messenger RNA of Trichoderma asperellum CBS 433.97, 2241 nucleotides long. RefSeq lists its product as uncharacterized. NCBI's taxonomy places the organism in Eukaryota, Fungi, Ascomycota, Sordariomycetes, Hypocreales, Hypocreaceae. Gene Ontology annotation, molecular function: protein heterodimerization activity; DNA binding; TBP-class protein binding. Gene Ontology annotation, biological process: DNA-templated transcription initiation; RNA polymerase II preinitiation complex assembly. Gene Ontology annotation, cellular component: transcription factor TFIID complex; SLIK (SAGA-like) complex; SAGA complex. The record is from RefSeq and is a predicted model, not a curated record.
AUGGCCCAGCAAGGCCAGCCUCAGCCUCAAGGCGCACAGGCUCCUGCUGCUCAAAACCGGCCUCCCAUGUAUCAGCCUGGGCAGAUCAAAAACCUGCCCUUCCUUAGUGACGAAGAGAAGACCAAAUAUGAGCAAGGAUUGCGCGGCCUAUGGACCAAGAUGAACGGGUCCCCAACCAACAGCCCUGACCAGAUCGCAGCGCGACAGAAGAUUAUUGAAUUCUCUAGAAUGCUGAUUGGGAAGAUCCAGCAGAGAAGGACUCUUGCCGCUCAGCAGCAAGGCCAGCAGCAGCCUCAAGCACGGCCGCCAGGUGCACAACCCCAACAGCAGCCGCAACAGCAACAAUUGCAACAACAACAGCAGCAGCAGCCGAACGCAGCUCUGCAAGCCCAAGCCCAGGCUCAGGCUCAGGCUCAGGCUCAGGCUCAGGCACAGGCACAAGCUCAGGCUCAGGCUCAGCAGCAGAAGCCACAAGGUGCAGGAGCCGAAGUUACGGCAGCUGGUGCAGCUGGUCAGGCGCAGAAUACCCAAGGACAAGCACCAGCGACGGCAGCUCCAACAGCAGUGCAACGGCCUAAGAUACCGGAAAACUACAUGAAAAUGGCCAACGCCGCUAUACUUCGGCCUCCGGUGCAGCUGGCAGAUAAAUCUGCAGAGGGUGCCAAAUGGAUGGAAGAAAUGAAGGAACGUUUUGCACGGGCGCUCAUGACUAUGGAUACAACGAAGAAUAAUGUUGCCAACUGGGAAAAGCUGAUGAAUGACCGAACUGCUCAGGGGAAUCCCCUCAAAGACGAGGAACUUCGAAAGUUUCAGCUGAGAAAAGACCAACAACUGAAGCUUUAUUCUGAGGCUCAUAAAUGGGUGGAGGGUGUUCGCAAACAGCAGGGAAACUUUCAAGGAGCUGCUGCUCAUGCCAACCAAGCUUCAGCUGGCACCGCUGGUGCUGCUCAUGCUGCUCAUGCUGCUAGCCAGCCUAGCAACGCUACUCCGGCCAUGCCAGCCGCUUCGCCAGUUGUAGCAGCUGCCGCGAACAAACCACAGAAUGGCAACCUGCCAGCGCAAAUGCCUGGCAACGCUGCUGCAGAGGCGGCCAAAAACCAGCAGCAGCUGGCAGCGGGCAAUCGUGUUGCAGGCCCAAAUGGCAUUGCAGCUACGCCUACACCGCAACCGCAAGCACGACCGGUCCCGAACCCUGCUGCCACAGCACAACAGCAGCUACAAGGCCAGCAGCAGAUGCAAGCACAAAUGCAAGCACCGCAACAGCAACAAAUGCAGCAGCAGAUGCACGGUCAGCCCCAGGGACAAGCUCAGCCACAGGUUCAAGUCAAGACGGAACCACCGCGGCCCGCACCAGUCAACACCGCUCUCGCUUCAGCUGCUGCCCAGGCUCAGGUUGCUCAACAGACUGCAUCUCCUGCUCAAGCAGCGGCACGAGUGCAAACCCCACAAACUGCAACUCCCGUAACUGGCCCAGGACAGCCAACACGAGCUCUCAGCCAUUCGGCCGCCAUGUCUCUCGCUAAUCAAAGAGCAGCUGGAGGCACUCCCGGAAGCGCUCCCCUGCCUAAUCCGCCUACAAACAUCAACACGGCUGCAGCUGCAGCUACCGUGAACAAUCCCAAUAUGGGAGUAUCGGGAGCACAACUCCAACAAGGCCAUCCUCAUGCUCACCCUACGCAGCAGCCAGCUACUGUUCAGCCAAGAAUGCCCAUCCCCAAGCAACUGCCAGAAAAGGCCACUGCAGUACCCCAAGGAGUAGUAGUCGGCGGCGGCGUCGUUCCUGGACGACCAACCAUGUCUCAGGGUGGUGGAACUGUAGGAGGAGUCAUGAAUCAACCAGCUGUGCCCAGAAUACCAGCCUACAAUCACGAUGCUGAAGGUGACCACGUUUUGAGCAAGAAGAAGUUGGAUGAACUUGUGCGACAAGUCUGUGGAGGACCCGCCGAGGGCCAAGACGGCAAUUUUCUGACUCCGGAAGUAGAGGAGAGCGUCUUGAGCCUGGCCGACUCCUUUGUCGACAACGUCCUUCAUGCAGCGUGCAGAAACUCUAAAGAGCGCGGCUCCAAGGUCCUCGAAAUACGGGAUAUUCAGCUCGUGCUUGAGCGAACCUAUAACAUUCGUGUUCCGGGCUACUCGUCUGAUGAACUGCGCACGGUACGCAAGGUUCAACCGUCUACGGGCUGGAUCGCAAAGAUGAGCGCUGUGCAAGCAGCCAAAGUAAUGCCCGGAAAGGGCGAGUGA